GGCUCCGCCCUCUUCGGUCACGUGCUCGGGCUCCGGUUGCAGAUAUGGUAAAGUCUGAGAUGGCGAAGCCGCUGUUAGACGGGGACAUUGGCGCUUCCACCCCACUAAGCGUCCUGUCCUGUGGCGACACUAUUGGGAUCAUGGGCACCGGGGACUUUGCUCGAUCAUUGGCCGCUCGUCUCUUGUAUUCCGGAUUCAGAGUUGUGGUGGGAAGUCGCAAUCCCAUGCGCAGCGCAGCGCUCUUCCCGGUGGAUGUGGAGGUGAUGUCCCAGGAAGAGGCGGUGAAACGCGCGCAGGUGCUGUUCGUGGCGGUUUUCCAGGAACAUUAUUCUACGUUGAGCGCCUUGUCAGACGUCCUGUAUGGGAAAACGCUGAUCGAUGUCAGUAAUAACCCGGAGAUCAGCGUCAACAGGGAGUCCAAUGCGGAGCGUCUGGCCGCUCUCUUCCCUCAAUGCAUCGUGGUGAAAGCAUUCAAUGUGGUGUCUGCCUGGGCCCUGCAGUCCGGCCCCAAGGAUGGAAACAACCAGGUCUUCAUCUGUUCUGACAGUCCUGACGCCAAGAGCCGCGUUGCGUCCAUAGGGCGCAGUAUGGGCUUCAUCCCGGUGGACAUGGGGGCGCUAUGUGCGGCCCGUGAGGUUGAGCAGAUCCCGCUGCGCCUGCUGCCGCUGUGGCGGACGCCCUGUGCUCUGGCGCUCGGCCUCUUCGUCUUCUUCUACCUGUAUAACUGUGUCAGGUCCGUGCUGCACCCCUACCUGCAGGAGAACAGGAACACCUUGUACAAGCUGCCGCUGGAGCUGAUGAACGUCACGCUGCCAUGUGUCGCCUACGUGCUGCUGGCCUUGGUGUACGCGCCCGGAGUCCUCGCCGCCAUCUACCAGCUGCACAACGGCACCAAGUACAAGCGCUUCCCUGGCUGGCUGGACAAGUGGAUGCUGCGCAGGAAGCAGAUGGGCCUGGUCAGCUUCUUCCUGGCAGCGCUGCACGCCGCCUACAGCUUCUGCCUGCCCAUGAGGAGAUCCGCCCGCUAUCAGAUCCUCAACGAUGCCGCUAAGCAGGUGCGGAACAACGUGACCUCCUCCUGGGUGGAGGACGAGGUCUGGAGGAUGGAGAUCUACGUCUCGCUCGGGAUCAUGGCGCUCGGGAUCCUCUCACUCCUCGCUGUCUCCUCCAUCCCAUCUGUCGCCAAUUCCUUGAACUGGAGAGAAUUCACCUUCAUCCAGUCUCAGCUGGGGUUUGCAGCGCUGGUUGUCGUCACCCUCCACACUCUCACAUUCGGCUGGAGACGAGCAUUUGAUGGCAGCCGCUACAAGUUUUACCUGCCACCGACCUUCACCCUGACACUGGUGCUGCCCUUCCUCAUCAUCCUGGCCCGAGUCAUCCUCCUGCUGCCGUGUAUCAGUGCAAAACUGCUGAAGAUCCGCAGAGGAUGGGAGAAGAACAAGUGCGUCACCUUCACUGCGCCAAGCGAGGACUGUGCAGAAGGUUCUAGCAACGUGUAAGGCGUCGGCGGCAGGUGAGGCGGAACCAGGAUGUGACCGGUCUUAGCAGCCGCCUCGUACCGUCUGUCUGCCACCAGAUCUGCAACGGUGCCGACUACCGAACUCUCAGGGAGAGCUCAGCCACAAUACGGAGGCCAAAGAGCUCAUCAGGAACAACUACUAUCCCCAAUAUUGUAUGUGUCUUUUUUGUUAUGCCACCCUUAGAUGGAGGUGGCGGCCAAUAUUAAGUGCCCUGUGAUGUCACCCCCGUCAUGUAGAGAGACCAGUAAUGGCCUGUAGACCGCUGUAUAUAAAUGGCC
Molecule: messenger RNA, 1798 nt
Organism: Bufo bufo (common toad)
Lineage: Eukaryota; Metazoa; Chordata; Amphibia; Anura; Bufonidae
Gene: STEAP3
Product: STEAP3 metalloreductase
Exons: 5
Coding region: 45-1499 (484 amino acids)
Biological process (GO): copper ion import
Cellular component (GO): endosome; plasma membrane
Molecular function (GO): ferric-chelate reductase (NADPH) activity; cupric reductase (NADH) activity
Source: RefSeq, a predicted model, not a curated record